CCAAUAACCGAUCAAUAUCUGAUACUCUGAUGUCAUCAUAACACUUAGUCAAACCUAGCUCAACAGUGUCCAUUAGCAGCACAAAGAAAAAAAAAUGGAAUUUCCCCAAACACAUUCUUGACCACACACACUCCAUGUCUAGUACAGUACUCAUCUAGCUUGUUUGCUUGUGAGUUCUCCUUUCUGCCCUCUGAGUCUCUCCUUUUAGUUUUUCCCCAAUCACCGUGAUUGAGGUUCUUUUUCUAUCCAAAGAUUUCCUGUUUAUGUUCCAGCGAUUCCGGAAUUCUUGUCCAGGGUUACCUUUUUUUUUCUGAAGCUGUUAGCUUUGGAAUUGGAAGUUUGGGACCUGUCGCCAUGUCAGAUCGGGGAACGAGCUCGAGCGUCUCCGGUGACACGGACGCGGACUCCGUGCCCACCGCCGACGCCGCCGCCCCGCUCUGGGCGCCGCACGGCCGCGCGCUCACGGGCUGCCUCGUCGUCGUCAACGUCGCGCUCGUCCUCCUCGUCUACCUCUACUUCUGGAGGGUGUUCUCGCGCAAGCGCGCCGCCGCUGCAGCCUCCGCGCGCAGCGACGACGACGACGACGACGACGAGGCGUCGUCCUCCGCCUCGGCUCCGCCCCCGGCCGCGGCGGCCGUCUCUGUGAGGACCCGGGACGACGUGCUGGCGUCGCUGCCCGUGUUCGUCGUGCGCUCGUCCGGCGGGGAGAAGGCGGAGGCGGAGGCGGAGUGCGCGGUGUGCAUCGCGGAGCUGAGGGACGGCGACGAGUGCCGCGCGCUGCCGCGGUGCGGGCACCGGUUCCACGCGUCGUGCGUCGACGGGUGGCUGCGGCUGCACACCACCUGCCCGCUCUGCCGUGCCAGCGUCGUCGCCCUCGCCGCCGCCCCGGAGCGCAAAGGUGGCGUGGCGGACACGACGGCGGCCGCGGAGGAUGUGGAUGCGCGUGUCUAGUCGCUAGAGCGCGCGUGUGCCAGCGUGUGAGCUCUCGCCGUCAGAGUUGGGUUGCUGUCGCCGCAUUUGUUGCUUGGACUUCGAAGAAUUGGAGGCACACGGCAACCAUGUCCAUCUGGCUUUGACAGUUCAUUGUGUCCAGAGUUCAUCGCUUUGCGGAGGAUUUGUUUCUCGCAUGACUCGUGUAAAGUUGGGAUGCAAAUGUAACGCUGUUUGCUGUUUGGUUGGUUAAAUAAAAACUUUUGGUGUCA
Oryza sativa Japonica Group (Japanese rice) is the source of this 1202-nucleotide messenger RNA. RefSeq names its product RING-H2 finger protein ATL79. NCBI's taxonomy places the organism in Eukaryota, Viridiplantae, Streptophyta, Magnoliopsida, Poales, Poaceae. The record is from RefSeq and is a predicted model, not a curated record.